Molecule: messenger RNA, 528 nt
Organism: Phalaenopsis equestris
Lineage: Eukaryota; Viridiplantae; Streptophyta; Magnoliopsida; Asparagales; Orchidaceae
Product: expansin-A16-like
Exons: 1
Coding region: 61-528 (155 amino acids)
Biological process (GO): plant-type cell wall organization
Source: RefSeq, a predicted model, not a curated record
AGCAAAAAUCCCACCUUUCAAAACCCUAAACCUUUUGUCUCCUAUCUCUCUCCCCCUCCCAUGGCGACCAUAAUCUCUGCCAUCCUUCUCUUCUCCUUCUUCCCCUCCCCAUCCUUCUCCGCCCCGAUCGAUGAUAAAUGGAGCUUAGCAACCGCAACAUACACCAGAACCCCCUUCCAGGCCGGAGGAGGAGCGUGCGGCUACACCUUAGAAGCAGAGGACCGGCCGGAAUGGAUGUCGGAAUUGGGGCGGAACACGGCGGCGCUGAGCGGCGAACUUUUCCGGCGAGGAGAGGUUUGCGGUUCCUGCUUCGAACUCCGAUGCGUCGAUCACAUACUCUUCUGUCUCCGAGGAAGCCCUUCCGUUACCGUCACCGCCGUCGAUUUCUGCGCGCCUAACUACGGCCUCCCCUCCGUCGACGGCGGGUGGUGCAAUUUCCCCCGGCACCACUUCGACCUCUCUCUUCCGGCGUUCGCUUCUAUAGCUCGCUCCGCCGCUGAUAUUGUCCCCGUUCAGUACCGAAGGUGA